AUGGCAUUACGGGCAAGCGAAGAGCAUCUCCAUCGACAUCACUCUUCUUGCAAUGAAGUAUUUACCUCCUACCCCUUCUUAGGACUAGCAACUGCAGACAGACCAGGAAUGGCAUGCCUAAAUGGCUUUGUCAGGCACCAGGGAAAAGUACACUGUCGCCUUCACUGUCCAAUAAAAGGUCGUCACAAGAGGGGUGCUCCACAAUAUUAUCCUGCUCGACUGAAACCCAAUGGAUAUACAGUUGAAGGAUGUGAUCAUGAUGAUGUUAAUCUCAAGAAUCUUUUGCGUGAUUUCACUUCAGAGGAAUCUUCCAUGCAAUACAAAAUAAAUUUAUUGCAUGUUGAACAAUCCAGAAAUCUGGCAGAAUCACUAGUGGCUACCACUUUUUAUCAUAUAACCUAG
Molecule: messenger RNA, 402 nt
Organism: Laccaria bicolor S238N-H82
Lineage: Eukaryota; Fungi; Basidiomycota; Agaricomycetes; Agaricales; Hydnangiaceae
Exons: 3
Coding region: 1-402 (133 amino acids)
Source: RefSeq, a predicted model, not a curated record